Molecule: messenger RNA, 3062 nt
Organism: Leguminivora glycinivorella
Lineage: Eukaryota; Metazoa; Arthropoda; Insecta; Lepidoptera; Tortricidae
Gene: MET1
Product: aryl hydrocarbon receptor nuclear translocator-like protein 1
Exons: 1
Coding region: 238-1803 (521 amino acids)
Biological process (GO): regulation of transcription by RNA polymerase II
Cellular component (GO): nucleus; transcription regulator complex; cytoplasm
Molecular function (GO): RNA polymerase II cis-regulatory region sequence-specific DNA binding; protein dimerization activity; DNA-binding transcription factor activity, RNA polymerase II-specific
Source: RefSeq, a predicted model, not a curated record
UCUGUCAUUCGUUCUUUCGGGGUGCUUGUCUGGUUACAUAUUAUUCAAUACCCUGUAAAUACCACUUUGUGUUGAUAAAAUGGUUUACUUAACGCGUUUCUGUGCCAUUUCGGAUUGAAAGUGAUGUGAGCAAGAAACCAUGUUAACUAUCAAUCAGUGAUUAUUGUACUGGAUAACACAUUGCGUUCUAACAUUAAUAUGGUAUAAACAAGUGUGCAUAGUGCAGUGUCUAUUGCAAUGAGUUCGUCCGACGGAGCGGGCACGCGACUCGGCAUGCAGGCGGCUAUACCAGGUCAGAUAGGUAUGGGGAGCCCGGAUUUCGGUAUGGCCGUGAGUGUGCUGCCGCCGCAGAUGGCCUUCGACAUGCACGCCGUCAGCUGCGGCGAUUCCUCCUCGGAGUCGCGCUCGCCGGACCUCCCACCGGCCAAGGCGAGCGAUCGCGAGUCGCGCAUCAUAGCCGAGAAGCAGCGCCGGAGCCAAUACAACUCCCAAAUCCAAGUGAUGACGUCCUUGUUGACGGACAUCGUGCACUCGCAGCGCAAGGUGGAUAAGACGAGCGUGCUGCGUCUCGCCGCCAACAAGCUGCGUAACGAGCAUGUGUUCGGCGACACCAUCACGUGCGGCCAUGUCGAGUCUUGGUCUCCCGCCUUUCUAAAAUUUUUUGAUCUCCUCGGCGGCUUUAUGAUAUCGGUCACGUGCCGUGGCCGUAUUUUUAACGUCUCCCCUAACGUACAAGAGAAGCUGGGCUAUUGUCAUGUUGACCUCUUGGGCCAAGAUAUAUAUAAUUAUAUACAUCCUGAAGACGCAGCAAUUCUACGUCAGCAUAUCUAUCCUCCUGAACUUCAGAAGGGAUGUGACAAUGCAUUCAUAGAGCAGCGCCAUAAUUUUACAAUUAGGAUAGUAAGGGCCGGGGCUAGAUCCGAUCCACCCAGGUACGAGAGGUGCAGACUAGAUGGUACCCUUAGACGUGCAGACAGAGCCACUGCAGUAGGGGUCCAGGAUGAGCAAAUUAUUAGAAGGCAACGAGUCAGGCACAACCGCACAUUUUCAUCAAGUGGAAAUGAUUUUGUUUUUAUUGGCAUGGUACAUGUUGUGACAAAUAACAUGCCGGCUCGCAUCAUGUUGCCCACAGCCUACUCAGAAUACUGGACUAGGCAUCUGAUAGACGGCCGCAUAGUGCAAUGUGAUCAGAGCAUAUCCCUGGUGGCUGGGUACUUGACAGAGGAGGUUACAGGCACAUCUGCCUUCUUUUUCAUGCACAAAGAUGAUGUGCGAUGGGUAAUUUGUGUCCUACGGCAGAUGUAUGAUCAAAGUCGGGAAUUUGGCGAAUCCUAUUACAGACUAAUGUCUCGCACUGGCCAGUUCAUAUACAUGAGAACUAGAGGUUUUUUGGAAAUAGACAGGGACACAAAGAAAGUACAAAGUUUUGUAUGUGUUAAUAGUGUAAUAGGGGAUGACUAUGGCCGUAGAAUGAUGGAAGAGAUGAAACGAAAGUACUCUGUGAUAGUGGAUAUGAGUCAGGAGCAAAAUGAAAAGGUCACAGUUAGUGAUGAUGCACCAGUAGAACACCCCAAAAAGCUGGAGCGUAUUGUAAUGCAUCUAGUAGAGCCUUCCGCCAUUGAGGGAUCUGAAGAGCUAAAGCUGGUGCCUCCUUCGAAGGAGAACAUUAUUUCUGCCAUUAAAAAUAGUGAGAAGAUAGUGGAAGAGUCAGGUGUGAGGUUUGACUGUCGGAAACGAAAAAUUAACUCUUUCCAAAGUGACCAAAGUGAAACUUUAAAAAGGCACAGUGGACUUAUGGAAUAAUUUGAUCUGUUUAUAGACAUUCACAGAUGUAAGUUAACUAAGUAAAGACAUUCCUCGUAGGGAUGAUGACCAAUGUUCAUAUUUUCCGGCAGCAAUUUGAUCCUCUAGUUUUUUAUUUAAGUUUAGUCUCUGACGUGACUGAUCUCAGAGCAAUCAAAAAAUAUAGAUAUAGUUAAUUGUUUUCAAAUUUCGUAUUAAUGUAUUUUUUAUAGAUUUUUAUUUCACUUGAUAUUUUUCUUUGACUGGCUAAAAUUCAAUAUUUUAGUACCUAAUUAUGAAGAAUUGAAUAUAACUGAAACUAGAUGUUAUUAAUAAGCUUUGUAUGUAAUUUUAUACAUCAAUGGGAGAGUUAUGUUAAAUGUAGGUAUUAAGGAAAUCUAUGUGGCGUUCAAUAAUGAGUUUUUGAAAUGAACAUUAUUUGUAUAUAGCAAGGUUGUUAUUGCAACUGAAUUGAGUGAGAUUUGAGCUAGAUUUCACUCAAUUGUAGAAGGAUGCAUGUACCUAUAUAUUGUACCUUUUGGUGUAUAUAAUACACUCGGUAGUAUCUGAAUACCAUAGAUAUUGGAACCAACUGCUAAUUCUCAAGCCAAUACUAAGUAUAGGCAAACUAAGUAGGGAGGCAAUAAGAGUUGGUUAUUAUUUUGUUGUUGAAUGUUUUUGUUACCAAGUCCAUUAGAUAAAGCUGCAUUGGUUUGAAGAACACCUCAUUUUGAAUGGGAUACUAAGUCACAACUUGUCCUGAGCAAAAGAACUAUGUAAAUAACACCUGAUGAAAAAAAACAACAAAAUAAAAAUCAACUGAUCAAAGAUAUUUCUGCAUUUUUGCCUUGUCAUAAUGGGGUUGGUAAUUGUCAAACGUUUGCUUAGAUGACACAAUCAUAGCUUGCCCGUGCCUCUUGUUCAGCUUAAAAGGCUGGACGAAAAAAAAAAUGUAAAAAAAAAACAAAGGAAGGUGGCGCCAUUUGUUCAAUACUUGACCAACUGGCUAACUCCACUGAAAUGUUAUACAUGUGAAAAUGUAAACAUAUCUUUGAUAUCAAUUUACCUACUCAUAUUCCAUUAACAGCACAUCAUUUUAUGGCGAAAGUUGAAGAAUACCUACACUUUGCCAUUGUUAUGAUUUAUAGUACAACUACAAUACAUAGUACAAUUCACUAUCAAUAGUAAUGUAGGUAGGUGUGUCAGAAACGUAAUGAACUAAUGUUUAUAAGUUUCUUGUUCAGUUGAUUUUAAUCUUGUAAUAAAAGACUCUGCAAAUA